UGAAAAUGGCGGACGAUGCAUCGAGCAGUAGUGGUUGCACCGGCAAUUUAGUUGAUAAUUCAAUAAAUCAAGAUGAAUUGAUAAUGAAACAACAACGGGAAAUAGAGAAGGAGAUCUCCGAGUCGAUACCCCUUGUUGGCGAUCUCGAAGUUUUGUCGUCCCUAGAAAAAGAAUACACUGAAGAUCCCAUAUAUCUUUUAAAAGUCAAAGAUCUCUCUUCAAAGUACAAAUUCAUUAGAAGAACACGUCCUGACGGCAACUGCUUCUUUCGGGCGUUCUCGUACGCUUAUUUAGAACAUCUUCUUACUGAUAAAGCAGAAUACGAUAAGUUUUAUGAAAUAGCAAAAAAUUCAAAAGAUACACUGGUUGCAUUAGGAUUCCCACAGUUUACAGUUGAAGAUUUUUAUGAAACGUUUAUCGAAGUUGUUCAAAGAGUAGGUGAACAAGCAGGGAGCAGUUCCGCAGGGCUGGAUGCGGUACGUGAGGAACUGCAUGACAAGUUCAACAAGCAGGGCUACUCUGACUACAUUGUGGUGUACCUGCGCCUUGUCACCUCUGGCCAGCUCCAGAUGCAGCACAACUUCUACCAGAAUUUCAUAGAAGGCUCUAGAACUGUUACUGAAUUCUGCAGACAGGAGGUAGAACCUAUGUAUAAAGAGUCUGACCACAUUCAUAUAAUAGCUCUCAGCAAUGCUCUAAACGUAGGUGUCAGAGUCAAGUAUAUGGACCGCGGAGAGGGGAGUCAGGUAAUAGCGCAUGACUUCCCCGAGGGUGCUCGGCCGCUGGUCCACCUGCUGUACCGGCCCGGACACUAUGACAUACUGUACGCGUGAUCGCCA
Molecule: messenger RNA, 839 nt
Organism: Papilio machaon (common yellow swallowtail)
Lineage: Eukaryota; Metazoa; Arthropoda; Insecta; Lepidoptera; Papilionidae
Product: ubiquitin thioesterase otubain-like
Exons: 5
Coding region: 6-833 (275 amino acids)
Biological process (GO): protein K48-linked deubiquitination
Cellular component (GO): nucleus
Molecular function (GO): ubiquitin binding; cysteine-type deubiquitinase activity
Source: RefSeq, a predicted model, not a curated record